CAAUGCAGUUCACAACAGAGAUUUAAAAGUCUUCCUCUGUGGAUUAAAAUUAUAUUGUUUUCGCUUAUUUCUGUGCGAUUACAUUCUAUUAAUUACUUGAGACGGCAUAAUGGAGGAAGUAUAUAUUUUAUCAUUGGACAUUGGAACAAGUACUAUCCGUUCCGUGAUUUAUAACUCUAGAACUGAAAUUGUAGGCAAUGCCUUUAAUCAGGUAGUUUUGCAUUACCCGAAACCUGGGUUUGUAGAAAUUGAUCCAGAGGAGCUAUGGAUAUCCAUUAAUGAAGCAGUGAAUAAAUCGUUACAAGAUGCCAGUCUAUCUGCGGGUCAAAUUGCAGCGAUGGGCAUUUCAACCCAGCGCAGCACCUUUAUUACUUGGUCGCGUAAGACUGGUCAACCCUUUCAUAGAUUCUGUACUUGGAAAGACAUACGGGCUGAUAAACUAGUCAAGGAAUGGAACAAUUCAUAUACAUGGAAGUUCAUAAAAGUGGGAGCGUAUAUAUUACAUAUGGUAUCGAGAAGUAAACGGUUUAAAGCGGGAAGUGUUUUUAAAUUCUCGAAUAAUCAGACAACAUUAAGAUUGGUCUGGGCAUUGAAUAAUGUCCAAUCACUUAAGAGUGCGGUGCAGAGCGGCGAUGCGAUGUUCGGAACACUGGAUACAUGGCUAUUAUACAAGUUAACAGGUAACAAGCUACACAUGUCCGACGUAUCCUCGGCGUCUGCGACGGGUUUCUUUGACCCCUUCACAAUGCAGUGGGCGGGCUGGGCAAUGACGAUAUUCGGUAUACCGAUGUCGGCCUUACCAGAAGUCGUAGACACAGCGGGUGACCACUUUACAAGUACCGACCCGAAGAUCUUUGGAUGUGCUAUACCGAUUAGAUGUUGCAUAGCUGACCAAACGGCAUCAAUGUGGGGCUCGUGUUGUUUCGACGUGGGCGAGGUGAAGCUGACGAUGGGCACGGGGACGUUUUUCAAUAUAAACACGGGGCGUACGCCACACGCCAGCGUGUCGGGCCUGUACCCAGUGGUGGGCUGGCGGUUGGGCAACGAGCUCGUGUUCUCCGCAGAAGGCGCUAAUAACGACACGGCUACGGUUAUUAAAUGGGCUCAGAGUAUAAAUCUGUUCGAAAACCCUUCAGAUACUGCCGACAUAGCAAUGUCGGUUUCAGACACAGAUGGUGUUUACUUUAUACCGGCUUUUAGCGGAUUAGGGCCUCCAUACAACGACUGUACCGCGGGCACUGGGCUCGUGGGCAUCAAGCCGUCCACCAGCAAGGCCCACCUCGUGCGAGCUGUGCUGGAGGCUAUCGCCUUCCGCACUGUGCAGCUCUUCCACUGCAUACGCUCUGAGACUUCAUACACUUUCCAUAGUAUCAGAUUAGACGGCGGCGUGUCCAACAAUGACUUCAUCGCGCAGCUGGUGUCGGACCUGACUGGUCUCAGGGUGGAGAGACCGCAGCAGGUGGAGAUGUCCUCACUCGGCUGUGCACACAUCGUCGGCUUGCAUUUGGGUAUAUUCAAAUCAAAGGACGAUAUAAUAUCUUUAAGAAAAAUCGGUAAGGUUUUUACACCGCGGGCGCAUGUUAAGAAGAAUUACGAAUAUACGUUCUCUCGUUGGGAGGAUGCUGUGAAAAGAAUGUGUGGCUGGUAUACCGAGGAUAGAGCCACGCAAGCCGUCUCCGAUACGAACGGUGUUUCGCGCCAAAAUAACAAGAUGGCGGCCACACAAAAUGGCGGACACGAUAAAUAGCGCUGGCUUAUGUUUCUGCUAGCAAUGAUAUUUUGCUUGCCUUUGUUCAGAUGACAUUGGCUUGGAUAUAAUUGGUCAAUUAGCUAAUAUCUAUUCUUUAGGUAUAUU
Molecule: messenger RNA, 1855 nt
Organism: Papilio machaon (common yellow swallowtail)
Lineage: Eukaryota; Metazoa; Arthropoda; Insecta; Lepidoptera; Papilionidae
Product: putative glycerol kinase 5
Exons: 11
Coding region: 110-1747 (545 amino acids)
Biological process (GO): glycerol metabolic process; glycerol-3-phosphate biosynthetic process; triglyceride metabolic process
Cellular component (GO): mitochondrion
Molecular function (GO): glycerol kinase activity
Source: RefSeq, a predicted model, not a curated record